Nasonia vitripennis (jewel wasp) is the source of this 1696-nucleotide messenger RNA. Its product is annotated as serine palmitoyltransferase small subunit A. The record is from RefSeq and is a predicted model, not a curated record. Gene Ontology annotation, biological process: ceramide biosynthetic process. Gene Ontology annotation, cellular component: serine palmitoyltransferase complex. NCBI's taxonomy places the organism in Eukaryota, Metazoa, Arthropoda, Insecta, Hymenoptera, Pteromalidae. Bases 245 to 445 code for a protein of 66 amino acids. Gene Ontology annotation, molecular function: serine C-palmitoyltransferase activity. The transcript has 3 exons.
UUAUUGUGUAUUUUUACAUGACACAACACGAAACUGUGGUGAUUUCAUUUAUGUAGUAUUUUUCAUUACAAUAUAAGAAUAAAAAUAUAGUUCACUGGAUUAAUCUCAUCUUCGACGUGAACGCUUUAACUUGAUAAAAGAGACAACAUGAAUCACUGCUGACGACAACUAGAAAUUCCUUGGAUAUAACCAAAUUGUAGGUUAUAACACUCUCUUGUUAUUUCUCUAGGGAUCGACUAUCAUCAUGGUGAAUAUUCUAGAAAAGAUUUCCACUUUUCUUCACUACUGGUACUUCCGAUACAUGCUAGUAACAGAGCUUUACAUGGUAGAAAAAUGGGAGAGGCACUUUGUCAAUAUUUUUCUAAUAUCAAUUUUUUGUUUACUCUUCUACUUCAAUUACAGAGUUCUACUUCCAGUAACAUCUUCAUUUUUCAUAGAAAACUAAUAUCUGCUUGAGGGGUUUCUACACUCCCCCUCCCCCCUAUAAAUAAUAAUAAAUAAUAUCUAUCUGAUCAAAUAUACCUAUCAAUUAUUGUAAAUAUACGUUAUUUAUGUAUUAAAAGUAUAUUAUAAAAUACAAAAGUUGGUUGUCACUAGAUAAAUAAUGUUCAGAAUUAAAAUAUUAAAAUAUUAAAUUUGUACUAUAGAAAGAAAUAAUGUUAUCAAUAAAUAUUUUAUACGCUUUGCUUAAAUGAAAUAUCAAAUGUACUUAUUAUAUAACUAUGGGUAACCAAGGGCGAAAAUAAUGAAGUCAUAAGAUACAGAUUAUGUCUGAUUAUAUUUACUCACAAUAAUAAUACCUUCUUACCACAUCAGUCCUUGAUUAAAGUAAUCGCUAGUACUUCUAAUCACUUCCACAUACAGUGUAUUUUCUUACAAUUCAAAAGUUUUUUUUUAUUCUCAAACUUUUUCUUAUUCCCACACAUGCCCAACAGUUAAAUAUAUUACUAAAAUUAGAAUAUGUUAAGAAUAAAUAUUUAAUCUUCGUUCAUGUUAUGCGUUUAUAUUAAACGAUUAACCAUCAACUGAUAUUAAUAACAAUUUUAAUCGUCCUAAUAUACAUCCUCAACUUUAUUUAAUUUAGUCGCCAAUUUUCAUUUCGUUGGCUGAUUUUCGAUUAAAAAAAAACCAAUCAGCUGAUCAGUUUUUUCUCAUAUUAUUUUUCGCUUAAAACUAAUUUUCGCAAACGGAAUAAUGAGCUAAGAUUCUGUACGAUACUUGCUUUCAAUUAUCCAGCCAAUCAUGUUUUACAUUUUCGCAAAAGUAUUAGUACCAAUAAUAUCGAUUCGGCACCGAAACAUUUUUUUUUUAUUAAAUAAAUAAAGAAAAGCAUAUUCACAAGUUCAUUGCACUAUAAGUUUGGCCAGAUAAGGAAUACUUUACCAGUAAAAAUCUUGAAAAAUAAUCGUAAUUGUUUCGCGUGAUGUUCUUGUCUAUCAAGUUCUAAAAAUUUGAGCUCUUUCCUUCACACCUGUUUCCAUCCAUUUUAUUUAUUUAUUUUUAAGGAGUACUACAGUGGAAGAAUUUUUUCGUCGUUGAUCGAACAAAAACAUUAUAUACAGUCAGUUUAAAAAUGCAAGCGAUCAUUUAAGUUUACGAAAUAUAUAUAUAUAAAAAUGCACUUGUUUUCAAAAUGCUCAAGAAAAUUAGUGCUGAAUCGCAUUUAGAAAAGUAUCAUAUCAUAAUAAAUUAAAUU